Cucumis melo (muskmelon) is the source of this 1306-nucleotide messenger RNA. Its product is annotated as NAC domain-containing protein 43. Gene Ontology annotation, molecular function: DNA binding. The transcript has 3 exons. Lineage: Eukaryota; Viridiplantae; Streptophyta; Magnoliopsida; Cucurbitales; Cucurbitaceae. Bases 98 to 1306 code for a protein of 402 amino acids. The record is from RefSeq and is a predicted model, not a curated record. Gene Ontology annotation, biological process: regulation of DNA-templated transcription.
UCUACUAUAUAUAUAUAUACUAUAUUAUAUAUUCCCCCCCUUCAUAACAUAACCAUAUGACAUUAAUCCCAUCAAUACACACACACACACUCUUCUAAUGCCAAAAAUGAGCAUCUCUGUCAAUGGACAAUCCCAAGUCCCUCCUGGCUUUCGCUUCCACCCUACCGAAGAAGAGCUCCUCCAAUAUUACCUCCGCAAGAAGGUUUCUUUCGACAAGAUCGACUUAGAUGUCAUUCGUGAUGUCGAUCUCAACAAGCUCGAGCCUUGGGACAUCCAAGAGAAAUGUAAGAUUGGAACUACUCCGCAGAACGAUUGGUAUUUUUUUAGUCAUAAGGAUAAAAAGUAUCCGACUGGGACUCGGACUAAUCGAGCUACUGCAGCUGGGUUCUGGAAGGCUACGGGUCGUGAUAAAGUCAUUUAUAGUAAUUGUCGGAGAAUUGGAAUGAGAAAGACGCUUGUGUUUUAUAAAGGUCGUGCUCCUCAUGGCCAGAAAUCAGAUUGGAUUAUGCAUGAGUAUCGACUUGACGAAAAUUCCACAUCUGAAUCCAAUAAUGCAAGUAGUGUAGUUGUGAUUGGAGAUGGUGGACAAGAAGAAGGGUGGGUGGUGUGUAGGAUUUUUAAGAAGAAAAACCACCAUAAAACCCUAGAUAGUCCAAUGAGUACUACAACGAAUGAAACCACGUCGUCUUUGUUGCUUGAUUCUUGCAAUAAUGACGGAGCAUUAGAUCAAAUCAUUCACUACAUGGGAAGAACUUGCAAGGAAAUUAUUGAAGAAGAUCAAGAAGAUGAGGACGGGAUAGGGAUGGGUGCUGGGAGGUUACUCCAUCCGAUCGACACAUCUUCUGUUGUUAUUAACGGUAGCGGUAGUUACCUGGACGGAAGAUUCUCCAAACUUCCAAGCUUGGAAAGCCCAAAUUCUACCAGCACUCAUAACUGUUACCAACCUAUUAACAACCACAUGGGUCCUACUGAUUCUAUGAUAGUUUCUGGCUACCAAUUGGACUCUUCUUCCGUCUCUUCCGCCCCUCAUAAUUGGGCCGCAUUCGACCGUUUGGUCGCCUCCCAACUCAACGGCCAAGUCGAAGUUUCCAAUAUGAUAUAUUACAGUGAUCAACUCCCAACUACUACAACACUACGUGGAACCACAUCCUUUUCCUCCAAAUCUUCAUCUUCUUCAUACAACGCAGUCGUCGCUGCCGCCGCCACCGCCACUCAAGAUUACAACAACGUCGACACUGAGUUGUGGAGCUUUGCCAGAUUGUCGUCUACUGACCCGUUAUGUCACGUAUCCGAUACAACAAUAUAA